UGACGGGCCAUUCGCGGACAUAUGAUUCGUGUUGAGGGGAGAACUGACUGAGGUGGCUGACUCGAUGAUAUUCCGACUGAAUACAAUAGGCGGGAGAAUACAGGAGACGGUCUGGCGACACUGGCGGGCAGAGUGAAGGGAGGGAGGCAGCAGGAAUAGCGAGCUGUUCAGCACGUGACGUAACCCACUUUAGUUAAGAUUCCGAGGACGAGGAGCUAUUGAGAUCUGAACGACGCUGCUUUCAGGGAGAAGACAUGCUGACAGUGGCCAAAUCAGGAACAGCUAUGCAGCAGGUAGUCGAUGACCUGUGUGAGCGUCCUCCAUCGUCGGCGAAAGAGCUGGACCUCAUCUUCCUACGAGGCAUCAUGGAGAGCCCAAUAGUACGGUCACUAGCCAAGGCUCAUGAUCGGCUGGAGGAUGUGAAGUUGGAGGCGGUGAGGGACAAUAAUCUGCAGCUGGUCGGUGACAUCCUGUCGGACGUCGAUCACAUGACGUCUAAUGACGACAACGCAGCCGAACUCUACAGGAUACUCACCGGGCCGCACUUCAAGUCUCUCCUUGAGGCUCAUGACAUGGUGGCGUCCAAGUCGUACGAGGUGCCGCGAUUGGACAGCGUGAUGUCAGACUGGGCCAGUGAGAUCGCAGCGUUGCCACCAGGCCCCUCCCCCUCCGACACCAUACGCAUCAUCUCCAUCACCAAGAAGGCCGGAGAACCCCUGGGCGUGACGUUUCGUAUGGAGCAUGGUGAGUGUGUGGUUGCUCGUGUUCUGCACGGCAGUUUGAUUGACAGGCAGGGGAUGCUGCACGUUGGUGACAUCAUCAGGGAGUUUGACGGACAGCCCAUAGGGGCGGGACCAGUGGAGCUCCAGCGAAUCCUGAAGGAGGCCAGCGGUGACAUCACACUCAAGAUCUUCCCCUCCUACAGAGAUAACCCCACCCCCGCACAGCUGUACCUAAAGCCUCAUUUCAGCUAUUCUCCUGAGAGUGACACCUUGAUCCCCUGCAAGGAGGCGGGACUUCCCUUCACACACGGAGAAAUACUACACGUAGUCAACAGAGACGACACACACUGGUGGCAGGCGUGUAAGGUAGUGGGCGGGGCUACAGGUCUGAUCCCCAGUCAGUUUCUGGAGGAGAAGAGGAAAGCCUUCGUCAGGACAGACACACAGCACACAGGUGUGUUGUGUGGAACUGUUCCUGGUAAAAAGAAGAAAAAGAAGUUGAUGUACCUCACAGCCAGAAACGCCGAGUUUGACAGGUGUGAGUUGCUCCUCUAUGAGGAGGUGGUGAGUGUUCCGGCGUUCCGGCGCAAGACAUUGGUUCUGCUCGGUGCUCAGGGGGUCGGGAGGCGGAGCCUAAAGAACAGACUCAUCACACAGAACCCAAAACUAUACGGAACCACAGUACCAUUCACCUCUCGUCCUCCGCGCAGUGAUGAAUGUGAGGGCGUGACCUACAGCUUUGUGAGUCGCGAUUGGAUGGAGGCCGACAUUAAGGCGGGACUUUACCUGGAGCACGGCCAAUACGGCGGCAGCUUGUACGGAACCAAGAUCUCAUCCAUACAGAACGUUCUCAACACCGGACGCACCUGCAUAAUAGAUGUCAACCCACAGGCGCUGAAGGUGUUGCGGACGUCAGAGUUUCUUCCCUUCGUGGUUUUCAUCGCGGCGCCCCCUCUGGACGUUUUGAGGAACAUGCACAACGCCGCACUACAGGCUGGAGUCACACACAAGCAGCUCACGGAUGCUGAUCUGCGUCGUACGGUGGAUGAGAGUGUCCGUAUUGGCUCCGCCUACUCGCAUUACUUCGACCUCGUUAUCACUAACGAGGGAUUAGACCACACCUACAAUGCCCUUAACUCCGCCCUUAACGACCUGCACACACACAACCAGUGGGUCCCUGUCAGCUGGGUCUUCUAAGACACACACACACACACACACACACACACACACGCACACGCACACA
Engraulis encrasicolus (European anchovy) is the source of this 1965-nucleotide messenger RNA. RefSeq names its product protein associated with LIN7 2, MAGUK p55 family member a (gene pals2a). The coding region runs from base 255 to 1919 and encodes 554 amino acids. The record is from RefSeq and is a predicted model, not a curated record. The transcript has 14 exons. Gene Ontology annotation, cellular component: plasma membrane; cell-cell junction. Gene Ontology annotation, molecular function: protein binding. Lineage: Eukaryota; Metazoa; Chordata; Actinopteri; Clupeiformes; Engraulidae.